GGGCCUGACUGCUCUCAACCAGAACAAAAUCAACCCCAGGCAGAAGAUCAGAAACUGCACAACAAGUUAUUACAGAAAACAUAAAGCCAAUCAGGAGUUGGAGCCAAAAUAGUUGUGGGGAGAAUAGAGCACCACCAUGGAGGUAACAUUCAAAGCCGUGAAGAAAAGCCCUGGGAUCAUCAUUUGGAGAGUGGAGAAAAUGGAGCUGGUGGUGGUCCCAGAAAAGUCCCAUGGGAACUUUUUUGAAGGAGACUGCUACAUCCUUCUGUUGACGCAGAAGGUGGCCACUUCUCUGAGUUAUAACAUUCAUUACUGGAUCGGCUCUGAGUCCAGUCAGGAUGAGCAGGGGGCGGCUGCGGUCUACACGGUCCAGCUGGAUGACUAUCUGGGCUCCAGUCCAGUGCAGUAUAGAGAAGUGCAGGGACACGAGUCUGACACCUUCAAAGGGUACUUCAAAACAGGCAUCAUCUAUAAAAAAGGAGGCGUAGCAUCUGGAAUGAGACAUGUAGAAACCAACACGUAUGACAUCAAGAGACUACUCCAAGUCAAAGGCAAGAAACGAGUCUGCGCCAAAGAGGUGGAUAUGAGCUGGGAGAGCUUCAAUUCUGGGGAUGUGUUUCUUCUGGAUCUUGGUCAAACCAUUGUCCAGUGGAAUGGACCAAAGAGCAACAGACAAGAGAAACUCAAAGGCAUGGUGAUGGCUAAAGACAUUCGUGACAGGGAGCGCGGAGGCCGGGCGGAGAUCCGGAUCAUAGAGGGAGACGCAGAGGAUGAGGCGCCCAAAGUGAUGGAGCUGAUGACGGAGGCUCUGGGGGAGAGGAGCGGGGACCUGCCUGACGGAGCCCCGGACGAGACCGCUGACCAGGAGCAGAAGUCACAGCUCACUCUGUACCAUGUGUCGGAUGCAGACGGUCAAAUGAAAGUGAAUGAAGUUGCCUCGAGGCCCCUGGUUCAGGACCUGCUCAACCAUGAUGACUGCUACAUUCUGGACCAAGGAGGAGCCAAGGUGUUUGUGUGGAAGGGCAAGAAAGCAAACAAAGAGGAGAGACAAGCUGCCAUGUCCAGAGCUGUCGAAUUUAUCAAAACAAAGAACUACCCUCCCACCACAAACAUCGAGACGGUGAACGAUGGUGCAGAGUCGGCUCUGUUCAAACAGCUGUUCCAGAAGUGGACCGUCAAAGACCAGACUCAAGGCCUGGGCAAAGUCAACUCCAGAGGCAAAGUCGCUCAAAUCACCCCAGAGAAGUUUGAUGCUUCUCUGAUGCACGUGAUGCCGGAGGUGGCCGCUCAGGAGAGAAUGGUGGACAAUGGAUCAGGUCAAGUGGAGGUGUGGAGGAUUGAGGAUCUGGAGCCGGUACCAGUGGAUCCAAAGAUGUAUGGGUACUUCUAUGGAGGGGAUUGUUACCUGAUACUAUACACGUACCUGGUCAACAGCAAACAGUGCUACCUGCUCUACAUGUGGCAGGGUCGUAAUGCCACUCAGGACGAGCUGGCGGCAUCUGCGUUUCAGGCUGUGGAGUUGGAUCAGAAAUACGGAGGCGAGCCAGUGCAGAUCAGGGUCACGAUGGGAAAAGAGCCAAAACACUUCAUGGCCAUGUUCAAAGGCAAAAUGGUCUUGUUUAUGGGCGGUACCUCUCGCAGCAGCGCCACAGAAGAGGAGCCUCCCGUUCGGCUGUUUCAGAUCCACGGCACCGACACGUUCAACACCAAAGCCAUCGAGGUCCAAGCUCAGGCCGCGUCCCUCAACUCUGGAGACGUGUUCCUGCUCAAGAGUGAGACUGCUCUCUACCUGUGGUGUGGGAAGGGCUCGAGUGGUGAUGAGCGGCAGAUGGCCCGGGAGUUGGCAGCUGUGAUCGGGCAGAGUGGCUCAGAGGAGCUGGUGGCCGAGGGGCAGGAGCCGGUGGAGUUCUGGGAGCUGCUCGGAGGAAAGGCUCCCUACGCCAACGACAAAAAGUUGCAGCAGGUCGUCCCGGACCACCAGCCUCGUUUGUUUGAAUGCUCCAAUAAGACGGGACGCUUCAUCGCUUCAGAGAUCGCUCAGUUCACUCAGGAUGACCUCAGCGAGGACGAUGUCAUGCUGCUCGAUACAUGGGACCAGAUUUUCUUAUGGAUUGGUAAAGACGCCAAUGAGGAGGAGAGGAAGGAAUCUGUACCGACCAGUCAGGAGUAUCUCCGUACACACCCAGGAGACAGGGACCCAGAGACCCCGAUCGUACUCAUCAAACAGGGAUUCGAACCCCCGACCUUCACGGGCUGGUUUGCAGGAUGGGAUCCAAACAAGUGGAGUGGCGGAAAGACGUAUGAGGAGCUGAAGAAGGAGCUAGGAGAAGCAGCGGAGCCCGAAGUGGUCACUGAGGAUGCUCAGGACGUCCCUGAAGAGGAGAAAACCUAUGAUCCUUUUCCUCUUGAUGCUCUGCUGAACAAACAGCCCGACGAGCUGCCGGAGGGAGUCGACCCAUCCAAGAGAGAGAAGCACCUCUCGGAUGCAGACUUUAGUGAAUUAUUUGGGAUGACAAAAGAGGAGUAUGAUGCCAUCCCACAGUGGAAACAGCUCAAACUGAAGAAAGAGAAAGGGCUUUUUUAGAAUUCUUGCUAUUUUUUUUUAAAAUUUAUUUUGCAUUGUGUGCGACAGAAUUCAUUAACUCCAUAUUUUAGAUUUCAAGAGCAAAUUUUGAAUCUUUCACAAUUGUCAACAUUUUAUGUGUCAAACAAGUGUAGCUCAGGGUGUUCUUUCUAAUAGGCAAAGCUAAGAACCAACUCAAAAAUGUACAUAAUAGUAUCCAUAUGUAAUACCUGCAUGUUUGUACUGACAAAGGGCCAAAGCACUUUUAAUAAAUCAGUG
Molecule: messenger RNA, 2842 nt
Organism: Periophthalmus magnuspinnatus
Lineage: Eukaryota; Metazoa; Chordata; Actinopteri; Gobiiformes; Gobiidae
Product: advillin-like
Exons: 20
Coding region: 137-2584 (815 amino acids)
Biological process (GO): actin polymerization or depolymerization; actin filament severing; cytoskeleton organization
Cellular component (GO): actin cytoskeleton; cytoplasm
Molecular function (GO): phosphatidylinositol-4,5-bisphosphate binding; actin filament binding
Source: RefSeq, a predicted model, not a curated record